Messenger RNA from Ilyonectria robusta, 1524 nucleotides. Its product is annotated as prion-inhibition and propagation-domain-containing protein. The transcript is spliced from 2 exons. The record is from RefSeq and is a predicted model, not a curated record. Lineage: Eukaryota; Fungi; Ascomycota; Sordariomycetes; Hypocreales; Nectriaceae. The coding region runs from base 1 to 1524 and encodes 507 amino acids.
AUGGAUCCUGCAUCUGCAGGUGGUCUUGCAGUUGGGGUUGUCUCAUUAGCAUUUGAUGUGUUUGAUAAUUCUGUCAAGCUUUUCAAAUUUCUCUCCUCUAUGGUGGACAUGCCCAAAGAAUGCGAACAAUGUCGACUCCAACUUAUGAUUGAGUAUAAUCGGCUUCUCGCCUGGGGUGAGUCGGUGGGUUUGAUCGACGUUCCCCAAGGAUCACAUGUGGCUAUUAGUCUCGGAACGAAUGCGAUUGAGCUUUGUAGCAUCGUGUCUCGUAUAGGGUGGCUUCUUGGAGAGUUUCGAGACAUGAACGCCCGCUGGAAGAAUGAGCUGCAUCCGUUUCAAGAGAAUGACCAAGAAACAAGGGAGAGAACUGCCAGGGAUAUAGAUGUGGUUAAGGAGGUUUCAAGCCUGGCAGUUGCCUACGAGAAGGCCAAAGAAGAACGCAGACACCUUCGAGGAACGAACCACGUCAUCAAGUGGAUGUCUAAAGGAGCUGAGAAUGCCAGAGAGAUAAUCACGCAUCCUUUUCGGGUCCGGUGGGUGAUGGUGGACAAGGAGGCUUUCGAAGGAUUGCUUAAGGAUCUCCAUUUCCUCACUGAGCGUAUCCACGAGCUGAUGGGGGAAUACCGCGAGAACCGCAUUCAGGAAAUCACAUCCAAGACUUACCGCGAGAUAAUUCUUGCACGAAACGACAUCAAUGAGCUCAGAGAUUUGUUGGACGCUGUCACCAGUCUGCUCAAGGCUUCCGAGACCAACACGAACGCAAUUUGCCGCAAAGAGAAUGACGAGACACUCCAAGAUCUCCUGCGGUUAAAGGAAAUUAACUGCAUCUCUAAUGAGCUUGUGUUGCAGGUCGAGAACGACGCGGAUCUUGACAUCGAGAGGGAUCUUAAGGAUCUCAUCAGCGUAAACCGGUAUGAUGCUGACACAUUGAGGGAUCAUUUUACCUACGCAAAGGCAGAGGGCACGAAAGAUUUUCCCAUGCCACGCCGACCAAGGGGGGUCUUAAAUAAGGAUGGUACGGAUUUCGAAGUUUGGAUCGAGUGGAGAACAAUCGACGACAUUGCCAAAGGGACUCUUCAGGAAAAGGAGUCUAAGUUGCGGACUGCAACCCUUGCCCAGAUGCUCCACAACAAGAAACCAAGGCACCUCUACUCACCAAUCUGUAUUGGAUAUAUCGAUGAUUGUGAAAGACACAAUCGAUAUGGAUGGAUUUUCAAGAUGCCUGAUGGCUCCAAUGAAUGCACCACGCUGAAGACCCUUCACAGCAUGCUUGGUCAAAGCCAACACAAGCCAACUCUGUCUCAACGAAUUUCUCUCGCCUGGAAGCUAGCAUCCUCACUUUUGUACCUGCACACUACCAACUGGUUACACAAGGGAAUCCACAGUGGGAAUGUCAUCUUUUCAUUUGACGGAGACCGAUUCGACCCCGAGAAACCCAUUCUUUCGGGAUUCGAGUAUUCACGCCCACAAAGCAAUAGGACGACUUCUCGCAGUCUCGACCCACAGUGGGAUAUUUAUCGAUAG